Messenger RNA from Diospyros lotus (date-plum), 2150 nucleotides. Its product is annotated as pentatricopeptide repeat-containing protein At1g06270. Gene Ontology annotation, molecular function: protein binding. Gene Ontology annotation, biological process: N-glycan processing. NCBI's taxonomy places the organism in Eukaryota, Viridiplantae, Streptophyta, Magnoliopsida, Ericales, Ebenaceae. Bases 848 to 1876 code for a protein of 342 amino acids. The record is from RefSeq and is a predicted model, not a curated record. The transcript has 6 exons. Gene Ontology annotation, cellular component: glucosidase II complex.
CAAAAGUCCCAAAGUCGCAGAGUCGUCGCCCCGUCUUUUGGGCUAUGGCUCUUGAAAGUCGUCACAGCCAGUGUCGCCAUUAAUUUGGCUGGGCCAAUAUCACCCCGGUAGAGCAGAUACACGAAGCCCCUGAAUCUACAGAUCUGUUUUUGUUCUCUCGAAUCUCCAUCCCCAAAUCACUCCUUUUGUACUGAAGCAUUGAUCAAUCAACAUUCAAGAUCAAGACCAGCAUCAACUAUCACCGCCGCCGACUACCAGUUACCACGACUCUCCCACUGACGGCAAAAUCCAUUGUCCUCUCCGGCGCCUGUGACAAGACGAGAAGUACUACGCUUCGAAGGUGAUCAAAUGCAAGGACGGAUCGAAAUCGUUUAGCAGGGACCGCAUCAACGACAAUUUCUGCGACUGUCCAGAUGGAACCGAUGAGCCUGGAACAGCAGCUUGUCCAACAGGCAAAUUUUAUUGUAAGAAUGUCGGAAGUACACCUCAAUUUUUGUUUUCUUCUCGUGUGAAUGAUCAUGUUUGCGGACAAUGGAAUAUGGAUCAACAACUGAUCCAGGAUUCAGGGAUGUGAAAGUAAGUCAAAUAGGAGUUACAGUUACCUCAGAGGAUUCAACUAGGAAACUUACAGGUUUGAAGGCACUGAUAAUUAUACAGGCAAUUCUCAUCAGUUUCGUGGUGGCUUUCCGGUUAUUAUACCGGUGUCUCAGAUUGAGAAAACGACGUUCUCGAAUAAGUUUUCCUUGACCUUCUAAUCUUUGAUAUAUCAUGGUCUAAGUUUUCACGUGCUGCUUUUUGAUUGUAUCUUGCUGUACAUGAUCAUCGAUCAGUAAAUCAAAUUUAGAAGAUGGCGAUUCCAGUGACAAAGAUUUGUCCUUCUCUUUAUCAUUUUCAUCAACUUUUUCUCCAGUUUUCCAUUCGGUCAAUCACUACAUUGCCAACAUUAGAAGAAUCUGUCAGGGCAGCAGUUGAAGCCAAAGCAUACCAGCAAAUACCUGAGAUUCUCAUUACCUCCAAAAAGACUUGCCAAAACUCAAAUCCAUUCUUGUUCCUCUCCACCUUCCCUCAGCACCACAGGGUCCAAGUCAUUGAUGAAAUUUUACAAUCAUUUGUCCCGCUCAGACCUCGUUCUCGCCCUCAAUUUGCCUAUGCUUACCUGCUUUCAUACUGCCUUCAAAGCCCUAAUCCCUUUCCUCUUGCACUUGCCAUUCUUCAACGGACUCUACGCACUGGCUGCAUUCCUGUCCCCCAAACUCACCUUCUUCUUUCAACUGCAUGGCUUGAGCAAAGGCGCCAAUCUCAAUCUGUCUCAAACAUAUUGCUGGGGAUGCAAUCAAUUGGAUAUCGUCCUGAUAGUGGUAUGUGCAAUUACCUUAUUUCAUCGCUCUGUGCUGUCGACCAAUUGACAGAGGCAGUUGAAGUCUUGAAGGGCAUGAAUAUGGCUGGAUGUGUUCCCAACUUGGAAAGUUAUGAUGCUGUAAUUAGCGCAUUAUGUGCAGUCAGAAGAACCAAAGAUGUUGCAGAGAAGAUGAAAGAAAUGGUGAAAAGAAUUGGACUGACACCCAGGCAGGAAACAGUAGUGAAAGUUGUCAGGGCAAUGAGGGCAAAGAGAGAUAUCUGGGGAGCAGUUGAGAUGAUUGAAUUCUUGGAGAAGGCAGGUUUCCCUGUGGGGUUUGAAAGCUACGAGCUAGUGGCUGAAGGUUGCUUGGAGUGUUGUGAGUUUGUUUUGGCAGGCAAGGUCGUAAUGGCUAUGGCAGGAAGGGGAUUUAUACCAUAUAUUAGGGUGAGGUUGAAGGUGGUGGAGGGUCUUACUGGUGUUGGUGAGCAUGAGCUUGCCUCUGCUUUGAGACAGAAGUUCCUAGAAUUGAAAUCUUAGCUUCUCCUGUAUCAUUUAGGUUGUGGUCUUACAAAUAAAAAGCUAAGGUUGCAGGCUGUAGAAUGGUAUCCCCUAGAGUAACUAAUCAGGAGAUGGGAUCAAAAUUCCAUUGUAUUAACAUAAACAGUUUCUGUUAUAUUAUGUGAAAAGAUUUGAUCCAUUUAUGGCCACAUAAGCUGAAGUUUUGGUGGGAAUAAUACUUCGAUGUACGCUUCUGGUUGGUGUUUCCUUAUUCUAUACAGCUAUAGAUUUAGUAGCCUUGGCCAUUUUAACU